Messenger RNA from Osmerus eperlanus (European smelt), 2854 nucleotides. It is a transcript of the gene tbc1d17, whose product is annotated as TBC1 domain family, member 17. The record is from RefSeq and is a predicted model, not a curated record. Gene Ontology annotation, molecular function: GTPase activator activity. The transcript is spliced from 17 exons. Gene Ontology annotation, biological process: activation of GTPase activity. NCBI's taxonomy places the organism in Eukaryota, Metazoa, Chordata, Actinopteri, Osmeriformes, Osmeridae. Bases 99 to 2021 code for a protein of 640 amino acids.
CCGUCUAUCUCUGAUUGGUUGAUAUACUUGACUGACGUAAUGUAAGGCGGAAGUCUGACGUAGCUAAGAUUUGUUUUGGAAAACAAAACGAGAAACAGAUGAUAAGAAUGGAAGCGAAGGCGGACAGUCCCAAGCUGGUGUUUGAGAAGGAGGGUGUGUACCUCCACACCAACGCUACCAGAAGCAACCAAGACACCACCCUCCCCGGCUUCAUCAGGAUCGUGGAACGAGGGGGAGAGCCAGCGUUGGAGUGGAGCCCCCUAGAGGAUCAGGGCCGAAGUGCUCCGGCCGUCUUCUACACCAAAAAGGAUGGGGAGGGAGGACAGGAGGACACUAACUUCGACCCCGGCUACGAGCCGGACUGGGCCGUGAUCAGCACCGUGAAGAGAGACCGGGAGCCCGUCGGCCCCGUCAGAGAGACAGGCCAGUGGUCCUUCUCCCUGCCCCUGUCGGAGCUGUACUCCCUGCGCAGGGCUCGCUUCUCCCUGGGACGCAACUUCCUGGUGCUGACCAGCAGGGGGGGCCACCCACUGCCCCCGCUGCACUUCCACAGGGGGGGCACCAGGGACCUGCUGAGGGCCCUGCAGCGCUACAUCAUCCUGUCCCCCUCCCCGGUGGACGGGCGGCUCUACCUGGCCUAUCCCCACGACUCCGGGGCGCUGUCCCAGUCCUUCGACGAGCUGCAGCUGUUCGACGACGGCGGCGCCGACCUGGUCUCGAGGUUCAUCCAGGACCCUUACGCCACCACCUUUGGGGGCUUCUCCAAGGUGACCAACUUCUUCCGGGGAGCCCUCCGGCCUCCCGGGGGGCCCCUCCACCCUCGUGACCCCCAGGACCCCCACGGGCACCCGUCCACGGACGACGAGCCGGGCUUUGAGCUCAUCACCUGUGGGGCGGAGCUGGGCCCCAGACCGGAGGUCAGGAGAGGUCGUCCCCUGGAUAAGUGGGAGGAGUUCCUGGACUCUGAUGGACGCGUACAGGACCCACAGAGUAUCAAGGAUCUGGUGUUCAGAGGGGGUAUCCUUCCCUCCCUGAGGAAGGAGGUGUGGAAGUUCCUGUUGGGGUUCUACCCGUGGAACAGCACGGCCCUGGAGCGAGAAGACAUCCUGAGGAAGAAGACGGAUGAGUACUUCAGGAUGAAGGUUCAGUGGAAGUCCGUCAGCGAGGAGCAGGAGAUGAGAAACUCCCUCCUCCGGGGAUACCGCAGUCUGAUAGAGAGAGACGUGAACAGGACGGACAGACAGAACACCUUCUUCUCUGGGAACGACAACCCUGGCCUGGUCCUGCUGCACGACGUGCUGAUGACCUACUGCAUGUUCAACUUUGACCUGGGCUAUGUUCAGGGCAUGAGUGACCUGCUGGCUCCCAUCCUGUUUGUGACCCAGAACGAGGUGGAGUCCUUCUGGUGUCUGACCGGCUUCAUGGAGCUUGUGCACCAGAACUUUGAGGAGUCCCAGGAGGCCAUGAAGCAACAGCUCCUGCAGCUGAGCCUCCUGCUCCGUGCCCUGGACCCGGAGCUCUGCGACUACCUGGACUCUCAGGACAGUGGGUCUCUGUGUUUCUGUUUCCGCUGGUUACUGAUCUGGUUCAAGAGAGAGUUCUCCUUCGAGGACAUCCUGACACUCUGGGAGGUGAUGUGGACCCGCCUGCCCUGUGAGAACUUCCACCUGCUCAUGGCCUGUUCCAUCCUGGAGUCCCAGCGGGGGGAGCUGAUCGGGUCGGACCACGACUUCAACACUAUUCUGAAGCACAUCAAUGAGCUGAACAUGAGGCUGGACCUACAGGCGGUGCUGACAGGAUCAGAGGCCAUCUACCUCCAGCUAAGCAGCUGCAAGGAGCUGCCAGGGAAAGUGAAGCAGGUCCUGGGUCUGUACGUUCCCUCCAGCUCUGAGGAACCCAGCCCGGACUCCGACCCCACCGAGACACAGCACCUUCUCUGCCAAUCACAGCCAGGAACGUCCGCAGCCAGCCAAUCACGUAGCGGCGGCGCAACUGUGCGCCCGCCCCCUACCUACCCCUGAACCUGACAGAGUGGAGGAUUGACACGACGAGAUAAAGGAAUGAUGCGAUGUGUUUAUAUAGGCAUGCAGACGUGCUGCAGUAUACUGAAGGACUUGGUGUGAAAACUGACUAUUCUGUACUGUGCUUUGGACUAUGAAUAAUGCAAACUGACAUGGCUGAAAGGAGGCAUUACUGCGUUUGAGAGGAGGCGGUUUUAACUUGUACUGUUUAUGAAUGUAAUUUAGCCAAGAUAUGUAAACACCAGUGCGUUGUCUUUAUAUGUGCUGAGGAUAGAGAGAAGAUACUGUCUCCCCUGUUUAGGCUUGUGUCCGUUUGUCCCCUGUCUGACUCGGGCCUGUCUGACUCGGGCCUGUCUGACUCGGGCCUGUCUGACUCGGGCCUGUCUGACUCGGGCCUGUCUGACUCGGGCCUGUCUGACUCGUUAUUUUGAUAUCUCGUUUCUCUCUUGAUUGCAUCAGUCUGCCACUGCUGUCCUUAGAUGCUCACCAGCUUCUCUGCCUUAUCCUCCCUCUCUCUCCAUCCUCCUUCCUCUCUCUCCUUCCUCCUUCCUCUCUCCAUCCUCCUUACUCUCUCUCUCCAUUCUCCUUCCUCUCUCUUUCCAUUCCUCUCUCUUUCUCCAAGAAUGAAUGUGAAGUGUAAUCUCACUGACAGUCAAUAAUCCUGUACAGUAUGAUGUCAUUCCAGCCCCCUGCAUGCCUUAUAGAGUGUUAAUAAUAAGUCAUGUAAUGUUUUAUGUUUUUAACUACCGGAAUUAUGUUAUUGCAAUAUUUUCACCUUCUAAAUCUGUCUGCGUAAACGACAGAACGUUCCCAAAUAAAGGUGUAAAACAGUA